AUGCAGGAGGCUGCGCUGGCGGGGAGCGGCUCUGCGGUACCGCAGAAGCACAUUGUAGAGAACCCGCAGUUGAUGCAUGACUUUCGCCAUUCCGCGUCCUUUGCUAAAAUCAUUGUGUAUCUUCAGAGAUGCUCGGAGGCGGUCGAGGGGACGCCACGGAGCGCGCGGUUAGUGCAAAAUCCCGCUGAGUUGCAUCCGACCGUUCAUUUCUUCCUUGAAACGUUUUUCCCGCACCUCCACAAAAUUGUGGACGAGGUGCCGCUGCAGGACAUGAGGCAGCAGCGGUUUGGCAAUAAGGCGUUUCGCGUCUUUCACCAGCAUCUUGAGGCAGAUGUGAACACGCUGAUGCAGCAGCUGGUGGCGACGUUGCCUGCAACGACGGGUGACGGAAGUGAGGGGCGGAGCUGCCUGGCGGUGGAACUGGCAGAAUACGUUAAGGACUCCUUCGGUAACAGCAUCCGCAUUGACUACGGCACAGGGCACGAACUGCACUUUUUUGUCGUCAUGGCGAUAUGCCUGGAGGAGUGCGGGGACACCGGCGGCACGCUGCACGCGGAGCCGGACACAAUACUCCCGCUGUUAUUUUCGCCACCAAAGCCAGUGCCGUUGGACGACAGGGACCGGAUUCGGCGACUGCGCCAGGGCAUGGUGUUCGAGGUGUUCAGCGCGUACCUCACCUUCAUGCGGCGGCUGCAGAAGCACUACCACCUGGAGCCGGCCGGGUCGCACGGGGUGUGGGGGCUUGAUGACUACCACCACAUUCCCUUCAUUUUCGGCGCGGCGCAGCUGAUCGGGAAGGAGGUGCCCUGUACAACAGACCCCACCAGCGCCGGAAAGGGGUGCGGCGUGAUACUGCCCAAACACGUCUGUGAGGAGAACACCGUCCGGCUUCACGCCGAUGAAUACUUUUACUUUGCGCAGGUUGCAUGGGUGCGGGACAACAAGGUGGGACCUUUCUUUGAGCACAGCAGCAUGCUAUACAACAUCAGCGGCGUGGAAACGUGGCGCAAGAUAUAUACAGGCAUGAUAAAAAUGUACGCCGCCGAGGUGCUGGGAAAGUUCAAUGUUGUACAGCACUUUCUCUUUGGUACACAUUUCCCCUGGCUGGCGGCGGUACCGUGA
Messenger RNA from Trypanosoma rangeli, 1122 nucleotides. RefSeq names its product protein phosphatase 2A, regulatory subunit B. The transcript has a single exon. Gene Ontology annotation, molecular function: protein tyrosine phosphatase activator activity; peptidyl-prolyl cis-trans isomerase activity. The coding region runs from base 1 to 1122 and encodes 373 amino acids. Gene Ontology annotation, cellular component: protein phosphatase type 2A complex; cytoplasm; nucleus. Gene Ontology annotation, biological process: mitotic spindle organization. The record is from RefSeq and is a predicted model, not a curated record. NCBI's taxonomy places the organism in Eukaryota, Euglenozoa, Kinetoplastea, Trypanosomatida, Trypanosomatidae.